Cherax quadricarinatus is the source of this 918-nucleotide messenger RNA. The record is from RefSeq and is a predicted model, not a curated record. NCBI's taxonomy places the organism in Eukaryota, Metazoa, Arthropoda, Malacostraca, Decapoda, Parastacidae.
AUGAUCCUGGAAAGUAAUUCAUUUCUCGUCUUGCAGGAAGUAGUAUUUUGUACUUUGUUGGUUGUUGUGGGAGCCGAUAAGCUCCCGUCUACAUCUUACGGAGUACCCGCCAGGGGAAGUGGAGGCUUCGCUGCGGGAUCCAGAGGAGGCUUUGGUAUUUCAUCAGUUAGAGGUUCGGCAGGUGGCUUUGGGACCUCAGCAGGUGGAGCAUUUGAAGGGUCAGCUGGAGGAAGAUUCGGAGCAUCAUCUGGUGGAGCCUUUGGAGGUUCUGGUGGGGGAGGCUUUGGAAGACCUGCUGGUGGAGCCUUCGGGAGUUCAGCUGGUGUAGGUUUCGGGGGAGCUGGCAGUGGAAGUUCUCUUAGUGGAAGUUACACUCCUACAGGUCCCGUAGUCCCCAUCUUAGUAGAUGACCGUCAAGGACCUGAUGAGUAUGGAAACUACAAUUUCAACUUUGAAACUGGUGAUGGCAUCAGUCGUCAGGAGCAAGGCGCCCCUCAGGGUCCAACUGGUGCUGUGGCAGCUCAGGGAGGAUGGACAUUUACUUUCCCCGACGGAACUCCCGCUGAUUUCAGCUUCAUAGCAGAUGAAGGUGGUUACCGAGUGGAGUCUCCUCUUCUGCCACCUCUCCCCGCCCACGCUAUCGCCCAGAUCGAGAAGGCUCGCCAGGAAGACGCCGCUGCAGCUGCCGCAGGUGGACGAGGAUCAUAUAGUGAUGCUUCAAGUUCUGCGCCUCAGUUUACUGGAGCGCCUGCUGGAGGCUUCGGUGGUUCACCUGCUGGUGGCUUCGGUGCUUCACCUGCUGGUGGCUUCGGUGCUUCACCUGCUGGUGGCUUCGGUGCUUCACCUGCUGGUGGCUUCGGUGCUUCACCUGCUGGUGGCUUCGGUGCUUCACUGCUGUGGCUCGUGUUCACCUUUUGA